Molecule: messenger RNA, 6701 nt
Organism: Porites lobata
Lineage: Eukaryota; Metazoa; Cnidaria; Anthozoa; Scleractinia; Poritidae
Source: the annotation of a GenBank genome assembly
GACAGGUCGAGGCAUGUUUCGACGACUCUUUCAACUUCGUAGUUCGACUGGAAUUUCCAAUAAAAAAUGAAAUUGUCGCAACACUUUCCGCGGGAAUUUUACGUUUCUGGGAAUUCCCCUUAGCUACAGCUCUGAAUUAUUUAUUUCCCAUGGCCGUGUACGAUUUCGACUCAUAAUUUCCUUCGAGGUCAGUUGAGACAGAUGAGCAGCUAUCGAAAUGAAAGCUCACGAGAAACAGCUCCUUGAUAACAGGCUGAAGGAUUUUAUGUAUGAAAUCAUACCUUUAGAGCUACUUCCGUUCCUUCCCUGCUUGAGACAGCAAGACAGAGAAGAGAUCGAAGCCAAACAGUGUAAUCAUGGUCCGAUAAAGGCCACUUUUGUUCUUGUUGAUCGACUUAAAAAGAAAGACAGAGGAUUUCAAGAAUUUGUACAGGCUCUGAGGGAAAGUGGAAGUGAGCAUAUAGCGUUGAUGCUGGAUCCAUAUUACCCUUUUGUUUCUGAGGACGGUGAGUAAUUACAUAUAAUUUAUAUGAAGUCAUAUUCUAUUUAACUGCAGUCAAAGCUGACUGGUCGUUUCGGUACAAGUCGUCUCAUUCGAUACGAACUCAAGCAGUGAGAUUGCACAAAACUUUUGACCAUUUUAAGUAUAGUUUGCGCGUGAACAUUUUGGGUGACGUGAAACUAUAAUUUACACCUCAACUGAAUAAACUUAUACUGGAAACUACCGGUAACUCAUAGUCAAACCCGUCGAUCAAGACACUGAGGGGGCCAUCAGGAAGCGUCCGAUUGAAGGGCUUUCUUUCCUCAGGGACAAAGCAAACUGUCCGUAAUAAUGAAGUGACCGUAUUAAGCGAGUGUCCGUAUCGCGGGGUUUGACUGUAUAUCAACAUAUCAAAUGUUUUGUUUACGCUAGUAAGCUGUGUUUUAAACCCUGUAUUGUGUACAAGAGUGCUUACGAGACAAAUUUUUAAUACUAAUGAAUAUCACACUUCAGUUAAAAUUUGUCCAUUACCAAUGUGGACCUUGUGGAUCUCGCCAUUUAUCAAAGCAUGUUUUUCAAGUUUAAAUACUGAAGGUGGAUUUAAAUAAUAUAUAUACUAUAUAUUGUGUUCGGUGUUGACCUCUCUGAGAAAUAAUCCUGUCGGCUGUUUUUUUAUGCUAUUCAUAAAAUUUUGGAUGGAAAAAGAAAUCUUGUUUUGUUGGUAGAAUACGCGAGCUUACGAUAAGUGGAUUGUUUCUUUUCCUCUCGGGGAAGACUUUACGCCGUUUGGGUUUCUAGCCGAAGUUAGAUUGCAAGAUGAUUGUCGCUCAAUUUUAUUGGAGGGAUUAAAGGAAAUCAUUACCGAAACACCGUGUUGAUAAAAAUACUGAUUAUAGUUUCUUCCCUCGUCAUUGUACUUGCUCUAUCAGUUUAGCACAGUUAAAAACGUUAAAAAACGGCUUUCAUUGUAUAAUGAUUUAAUUUAUGCUGUGUGGUUGUCCCACUGGCAAAAAAUCAAUUAAGAUCGGGUUCAAGGCGAAAAAGAUAUUGCUACGUAGGAACAAUAAACUGGACAUAAAAACCGGAAGUAUCUAAGAACAUAAAACGCGAAACCGAAAGUGUUGUGGGAGGAAAUGAACCAUUUAUUAUUCAUUAUGUUAGUUUUAAAACAAAACAAAAACGGGUUUGGGUGAUAUUUUAAGCAAUAGUCACAGUAAACCUGAAACUCCCGCAUUUGGGUAGAUUUGUUCCCAAACAAUCGGUUGCGGUUUCAUUUUGUAAAUUUUUGUCAGUGGUAGCUUUAUGUAGAUAUAUAGCCGCAAAUUUGUGAUAUGUGAUAUUCCGACUGUCUGAGACCCUAGCAUUCCUGACUCAUUUACAGCUAUAAUUUGUUGAUCCAAUUUGUUGGCGUUUUGCCUUUUCAAUCAGGAACUGAAGAGGUCAACUUGAAAACGGAAGAAGAACGCUCAAGUGGCGAUGAUUCCAGAACGGAUGUCGUCAGAUAUUGCAGAGGAGCUCGAGGUAUCAGAAAUGGCAAUUCUUUUAAUAAUAACACAGAUAGUUUCCUUAUCAAGAUCAACCUACGCUGAAACGGUCCCUAUAACUCUCUCUUAAGGUUAUAUAUAUAUGCGGAAUACCUUCAGGGGGGUCUCGGACACAAGUAAGUGAUGGUAGCGCUUUCCCGUUAAAAUGGCCGCUUAGCACUAAUCCAUAAUAAAAUCUUACUCCGGGUUUCUUUUUCUUUAGUGUUCAAAAGCAUUUUUUCAGAUCGUUUUCUGCAUUCUUUUUAGAGCAUUUAACCAUCAAAUUGUAGACGAUCAAGAGAAUUGAACCGAAUUUGCUUCUAAACUUUCAUGUCUCGAUUCAAAUUUCACACGAACCCUGGGUUAUCUUAACGCAGCUUUGAACAACCCAGCCCAGAUACCUAAAUGAAAGCUUUGAACUGGCUAUCUUAAUAAACCAACGAUUUUAAAAAAAACUUCACUGUCGAUUAUUUUUGUGAUAUUUUUAUACAAGCGUCAGAAUAAGCUUUUGAAAAAACUAAACCUCCAAGAUAAAUUUGUUCGAAUGACCUGACAUUUUAAGAGAUGUUAUUUUCAUGCAGUGGCAGAUCCAGGGGAGCCGCCGCCUUCCCCCCUCCCUUGAGACCGUUAACCCACCGCCCCCACCCCCCUCCCCUUAUCUGAAGGUCUGGUUCCGCCACUGUAAUCUGUAAGCAACAAAAACCUGUCAGAAAAUUUUAACAACUAGAGGCAACAUUUGAUGCUCUUUCAAGAAGAGGGGUGGUAUUUACUGCUUUUGUGGGCAAACUGUCUCUCUAACAACAACAGCAACCAGAAGUUCGAUGUCUCGCUUGUUGGAACGCUUCUGUCUCAGACAACAAAUGCCUUUGUUUUAAUUCCUGCUGUACAAAUUUGUCGAGUCAGAGCACUAAAAGAGAGAAUAUAUCAACUUUCGGUUUCUAUUUUUGGCGUCCGGGACGUCAACGUCUUUUUUGCUUAAGGUCCCUUAUAUCAAAUUAAAGUUCAUUGACCUGGCUAUCUUAAUCAACCAAAACAUUUUAAAAAACUUGCACUGUGAAUUUUAGCGACUGUGCAAUAAUUAUCAGGAGGGGGAGCUGAAUAAUAAGCGGACAUAAAGUAAUAUUACGUAGCGCUCCCUACCAACAAAGGCUCUGACCCCCCUUCUGGUCACUUAAAAUUAUGACCAACCCCCCCCCUCGGCCCCACACAUUGACUAACAUUAACAUGAAUUCACUCCUUAUGUCCUCUCCCGCUUUUCAAUGAUAAUCUAUAAUAUUACCUCAAAGCUACGUUUAACAUCGUCUUUUGUAUCAUCCUAUGAUUCACUGGAUUGAAGAUUUGAGUCAUUUGCGUCACUACCUUCCAUUUCUGGUUGAGUCAUGACCAGCACGAAAAUAACUCAUAGCUACUAUUCCCUCUUUUCCUCCACUGACUCGUUAAAAGUGCUCCUUCAGGCACAGCAGGAAUUAAAACAGAGGCAUUCAGAUUCGUUGUGUGAGACCAGGAGCCACUCCUGGUGAGACACAAGGGCUCCAACAAGCGAGACAUCGAACUUCCGGUUCCUGUUGUUGUUAGGGAGACAGCUUGCCCUCAAAAACAUUAGAUACCAGUCCCCCCCUUCUUGAAAGAGAAUCUUAAAUGUUGCCCAACGCCCCACCCACCCCCUCUCCUUCUUUAGGAAAUGAUGAAUAGGAUGUCAUUCCAGUGGAAAAUUUCCGAGAGGAGCGGAACAUCCGGAAAAGGAAGUCCUUUUUUCCGGACGGGAUGUCCCAAACGGAAAUUCGUGUUCCAUUUGUUAAAAAACCCAUCUUUGAUACCAGUUUCAGGCUUUCGUGGCCGUUUUUUCGGUAAAAGAAAAACUAGAGGCUGACAAAUGCGGCAGCGCGGGCAUUUAUCAUGCAGCCAUAGAUGGUCGUGUACAGCCUCAUCGUCUGUUCUCUUUUCUUAAAUUUGUCACGUGGAAAGUUGAGACCCAGUAGUUGUAUUUGACUUUCAAUUUCCCUCUACGCGCAGGGGUAAGACAUGACGUCAUUAACGCAGUCACGUCACGAUCGAGUAGAGCAUCAAUCACAGGUCCAGGUAAGAAGUUAAGGUUUUUUUUUUUGCCAAUAGGACAAACAAUAUUGACCAUUAUUGUUUCAUUCGUACUGUAAAAUAUUCAGUCAGCAAGGUUUGUUGAUUGUGUUGAUUGUGUUCAUCCUAAUUAAAGUAGUUUUUACAAUAUACAUUAGGAGUAGCGGCCAUAUUUGCAGUCAAUCUUGUCCCUAGGGUCCUGGCAUCCUCCCGCUGACCGAAAAGCCCGCAGAUUUUGGGUAUGAGACUGCAGUAGAUUGUUACGCCAGUUACAGUUUAGUUCAGGUUUUUAUUACUACAUUCAAACCCCUUUUAAUAUGGACACCUCAUUAUUACGGACAGCUUGCUUUGUCCCUGGGAAAAAUGCCCUUAAAUUUUCUCAAAAUUCAACCCACUUAAUAGGGACACCCCGUUAACGUGGACAAUAUGUUAUUCUAUGACCCCAUAUUAACGGGAAUUGACUGUACUGACCUACGGCUCUCAGUUGUAUUUAAGAUUGACGAACGCUUGUUACAAAAAGUUUUAGUUAAAAAAAAAAAUAGGCAAAUGCAAUUAGAUUGAUUUCAUCACCAACAGAUCAACGAAUAAAUACAGAGAAGAUCAUACGCAACUUAUGCAGUUGCGAAAAGAAAGCUUGAAAAAAUUCAACGACCAGCUCCCCGUUGGCUUGCUACCUCAAUUGGCUAGAGACCAGCACUGGUAUCGCAGUGGUCAGGGUUCCAAAUUUAGCCUAACUUUUUUCAGGCUUUCUUUUCGCAGCUGCAUAAGUUGCGUAUUUUACUGUGAUGAUCUUCUCUACAGUGCAGUUAUUUCUUCCUCCCGCAGUUCAAAUAUAUGAAAGCACAUAUUCAUCAUUUCAGAUCAACGAAUAUCUACAAUACCAUACAAAGUGUACUCUCAGCUUGUCCUGCUCUUAGCAAGAGACAGAAUCAACAUCGCCAGUAGGAUAUUUGAUUUGACACUGGAGGAAGCAAUCGCUUUAAAAGACCUUACAGAGCAUAGCUGUAACUCAAUGCACACCGGCAUGGACGCGGUUUUCCAGCUGAUGAGUGAAAGACAAGUGAGACUUGGCGAGCUAGUGGAGGUGUUAAAAGAGAUGAACCGAUACGAUGCCAUAAGUGUUCUUACUGAGGCUGGAUAUCCUGAAUACACUUUAGGUAACUAAUCUUAGACGUUUCUGGGUAACUGCCCACCUACCCCUCCCCUAAGCCAACAGUAACACUUACUUCACUCCUACCCUUAGACAUGUCGACAUAGAUUGUUUAAUAAAUAGGAGCAAAGAGAAUAUCUCUUGAAUUUUGAGGACCCUAGGAUUUUUUUCAUUGUUCCGUAUAUUACAAGAGCCAUAAUGGCUCUUAGUAUAUUACCCUCUAACUUAGUCAAGUAUCUCAACGUUUCUGUAUUUUCACAUUUUAGACGAAAACAGUGAUCAAGAAGAAGUGAGCGCUGACUCUCUGAGAGUCAACAGCCUGUGAUUGACCCAGCGUUGGAAGAUGGGCUUUUUACAUAGUUUUAGUUUUAUUUAUGCAUAUACAUUAGAGUUUACCACAAUGUUUGUUUUCCUACCUACAUUCAAAAUAUUUUCCAAUAUUAUUUGCACUGCAAUUAAAAACCAAAACACUCGCAUACACUCUCGAUUAAAGAAGCUCAGUUUGAAUUGUACAAAGUAUGGACUCCUGGCAAUGUGUAGUGUACAGUUUACAAGAAAAAUGUUUUUUAAAAAUAUAUAUAUUGUAUCACAAUAGAUAAAGAGCAUUAUAACAAUAAGCGAAUUUUAUUCUUUUGUAAAGGUUCGACGUGAAGGCUGUGUUCCAUCGCAAUCGAACCUUUUAGGCGUUGAACUGAUUGCUCGGAUUUCAUCCACCAUAAGUAGAAACAUGAACAAAGAUUUAUAGAACAAUUAUUUAACGCAACUAUCUUUUCAUCGUUUUCAAAUAUAUUGAGUUUCUUUUCCUUGAAACCGCUCCAGACCCGGGGAAUAAACGUUUGCCGGCAAAUCCGAGGUAAAUGGCGCCGACCAUAACACUAGUUAAGUAAACUUUCAAGACUUUUAGUUAAUUCAUAUCAUAUUUAUAAUGUCUUCAGCUUUCAAUGGUGAAAGUAACAAUCAUAGCUUUGAAUGCUUUGAAGUAAUUUGCUUAGCUUUUGCAAAUUUCUCUCGUUUGACGGCGAUCAGAGGCCGCUGCGCAUGCGUAAACCUUUACAAUAGAAAAUAUUCGAAUUCCCCGACGGUCCUGGGACGAGUAGGCCUUCAGCCAUGAACGCGAGGCUAAUGCGGUUAACGUCUUGGCGAAAACACAAAUAAACAUAGGCAAAUGGCGGCUGAGUCGCUGCAAAACGAUAGAAGUAAGAAGAAAUACCAAGAUUUAAAAGCUGAAACCUUGCAGGUAAGCUAAAGGGAUAGCUCUUUCAAAAAAAUAAAACUGUGGGAAGAGCUGUUCGUUCUAUAGUACAGUUAAAAAAGCCACGAAGCCAAAAGAAGAAGCACAGGAAGUAAUCUAGAAAAUGGUAUUAACAAUUGUGUCAAAAUAUCAAUAUUCGAAUCCUUUUAGUUUCAUACUCAUUAGUCUUAAUUACCUGUGUGUGUAUCUGUAAAAAGGAUUUUAAAAUGAUUAUUAUCGUCU